GGUGAAUUAUUUGGUUCCGUUGAACGCUGGUGGGGGAGGUUGCUUCUUCCGGCUGGGCCGAGAGGAGGCUGCGUUGAAGGACACCGACUGCGGAUUUAGUCACUUUGCAAGAAGACUGAAAUCAUGGCAGGUCCAGAAGCUGAUGCCCAGUUUCAGUUCACUGGUAUUAAAAAGUACUUCAACUCUUAUACUCUCACAGGUAGAAUGAAUUGUGUACUGGCCACGUACGGAGGCAUUGUUUUGACGAUCUUAUACUUCAAGUUAAGAUCUAAGAAAACUCCGGCUGUGAAAGCAACAUAAAUGGAGUCAAACAUCCAAACCUCAUCUAAGUUCCCGUGCCUAGAGAAGCUAAUGUCAGUUCAUUAUGUGAUACUCAAUUUGUACAAUAAAUUAUGAACCUGGAAAA
This is a messenger RNA of Tupaia belangeri chinensis (Chinese tree shrew), 406 nucleotides long. RefSeq names its product ATP synthase membrane subunit k (gene ATP5MK). Gene Ontology annotation, cellular component: proton-transporting ATP synthase complex. NCBI's taxonomy places the organism in Eukaryota, Metazoa, Chordata, Mammalia, Scandentia, Tupaiidae. The coding region runs from base 124 to 300 and encodes 58 amino acids. The transcript has 4 exons. The record is from RefSeq and is a predicted model, not a curated record.